Molecule: messenger RNA, 1143 nt
Organism: Penicillium riverlandense
Lineage: Eukaryota; Fungi; Ascomycota; Eurotiomycetes; Eurotiales; Aspergillaceae
Product: FTR1 family protein
Exons: 4
Coding region: 1-1143 (380 amino acids)
Biological process (GO): iron ion transmembrane transport
Cellular component (GO): high-affinity iron permease complex; plasma membrane
Molecular function (GO): ferrous iron transmembrane transporter activity
Source: RefSeq, a predicted model, not a curated record
AUGGGUAACAACCCUGUCUUCGCCGUGACGGUGUUUUUCAUCUGCUUCCGAGAAUGCAUCGAAACCACGGUGGUCGUGUCAGUCCUACUGGCAUUCCUCAAACAGGCCCUAGGAGGCCCUGAUGGAGAUCGGACCAUGUAUAAACGACUGGUCAAACAGGUGUGGCUAGGAUGUGGCUUAGGUCUCUUCAUCUGUCUCUGUGUCGGCGCCGGCAUGAUCGGUGCUUUCUAUGGCCUGGGCACCGACACCUUCUCUAGCACGGAAGACAUCUGGGAAGGUGUUCUGGCCAUCAUAUCGUCGCUGAUCAUCUCGCUGAUGGGCGCCGCUCUGCUUCGCGUCUCAAAGCUCCAGGAUAAGUGGCGUAUCAAGCUCGCCAAGGCCCUGGAUCAACAGAACAAUGCGAAAAAGUCGGAAAAGGGCCGCUUCAAGAGGUGGCUGGAGAAAUAUGCCAUGUUUAUCUUGCCGUUUGUGACGGUGCUUCGCGAGGGCCUCGAGUGCGUUGUCUACGUCGGUGGUGUCGGACUAGGGCUGCCGGCCACCUCUUUUCCUCUGGCCGUGGUGUGUGGUCUCGUGGCAGGAAUUUUAGUCGGCUACAUCAUCUACAGGGGAGGAAAAGAGACAUCGCUCCAAAUAUUCCUAAUCAUCUCCACCUGCUUCCUCUAUCUCGUCGCCGGAGGUCUGUUUUCGCGAGGCGUUUGGUUCUUCGAAAACAACGCUUGGAACAAGCUCGUUGGAGGCGAUACUUCCGAAACCGGAUCUGGUCCGGGGUCUUAUAACAUCGAACAAAGCGUCUGGCACGUUAACUGCUGUAACCCCCAAUUGGGCGGCGGCGGAGGUUGGGGUAUCUUCAACGCGCUGCUGGGAUGGACCAACUCGGCCACCUAUGGUUCGGUGCUCGCUUACAACUUGUACUGGAUUGCGGUCAUGGUGGGCUAUGGAGCAAUGCUGUAUCGCGAAAGACGAGGCCCUCUGCCUGUGGUGGACCCAGUUUUCAAGCGAAUCGGGGGGUACAAGGCAAGAGUCAAAGCUUUCAUCUUCCGCGAGUCCGUGGAAGAGCCGAGUCCGGCCGAAGCAAGUGGUGCGGCGGGCCAUUUUGCCAUGAUGGAGAAAACCUCUACUAUUGUCAGACAGGCUGAGCCUUGA